AUGCCACAGUGGCUGGUAAUAGGAAUAUCUGGCGUUACGUGUGGCGGCAAAACAACUUUAGCUCACAAUUUACGAGAUUAUUUUCAAAGCUACCGCAAUGCAACGCUUUGGAACACACCAUACACGGUUAGUGAUGUACAACUCAUAUCUCAGGAUGAUUAUUUUCUUCCUGUAGAUGAUUUGCGACACAAGUGGGUAGAACCACUGAAUGCUAUUAAUUUUGAGUUGCUUACAUCGUUGGAUAUGAAACAAAUGCUCUCUGACAUAACAUGGACAAUGAAGGGACGCUAUUUGGCAGGGGAUCCAAUGGAGAAUGUGGACUACAAUAAUGAUAUGGUCCUUUACAGUGGCAAGUUGGAUCACUUCCCUCCGCAAACGCAACAGUACAACACCAACUACAUUGGUCAGCAACAUCAGACGACACACCAUGACAAUAUUCAUAAUAUUUCAUCGAAAUCCGCUCCCAACAAGUACGCCUAUCACCAGCAUUUCGCCCAAAACACAUCAUCCCAUCAUCAUAAUUUAACAAACAAUUCGAAUCAGAAUCAUUCAACGGCACACAUAAUGCGCAUCAACUCACAAAUGAUGGCCCAAAUGAGGGAUAACAAAAUUAACAUCUUGAUUAUAGAAGGCUUUAUGAUUUUUAAUCAGCCCGAGCUGCUAACACUUUGUAACAUAAAGUUUCACUUUCAUUUGCCGUAUGAAAAGUGCUUCGAACGCCGCCGCAAACGCACCUACGACCCUCCAGAUGUUGUGGGUUACUUUGAAAUGUGUGUGUGGCCACAUUAUGAGAAGAAUUUUAUGGAAUUUCGAGAUCGCAAGGAUAUAACAUUUUUAAAUGGCGAAAUUUCUAAGGACAAGAUAUUUCGAUUCGUCUUGAAACGUAUCGUACACUACUUCGAAGAGCGUUGUGAUGUGGCAUGUCCCCCGCCCCAGAAACUACUUGGGAUACCGAGCUGUAGCAAUGGUAACAUGACAAACAACUGUCUUCAAACAUGUCCUAUGGAGCAACAGUGAACACUAGGAUAUCCAUUUAAUCGCAUUACAUGUACAAUAAUCGACAAUAGGGUCGAUUAUCCAAAGUUAUUUGUAGAGAUAUAUUUUAUUUCAAAUUAUUUCAACAGAUUAAGGUUGAAAAUGUCUCAUCAUACACAUCUAUUUUUUGUGGUUAAGCCCGGUGCACAUUUUAUGUAAAUAUGUAUAAAAUACUAUUAUUUUUAAUUUACAUGUAUAGGUUUUAUAUAUGUAUGUAUAUGCUAUUAAUACCCAACAUACCAAAAUGGCUUGAGAAUAAUAUUACAAUAAGCUUAUGAACAUAAGCCUUAAGCUUGAGAAAAUCUUGAGAAAACAUUGAAAAAUGUUUGUAUAACAAGUAUAGAAUAAUCGAAACGGAACCCUUAUUUAUAAGCUUAUACUUGAAAUUGUAGAAUAUGCUUACAAAAAUAAUAUUAUAAUAAGCUUAUUUUUGUAAUAGUAUAAAAUAUUAUUUUUUUUAGUUUUUAAUCAUUUUUAACGUUUUUUCUUGAUGGACAUCCCAGUAGUCACUGCCGCAUGUGGCCUUGAUACCCUGACGCUUUCUUCUCCCUUAUUUGAACUUCUGCAUCUCUUCCACUAAGACUACACAUUUAUUGAAUUCCUGCAACUUUUUUGAUGCUUCCAAUCUGAAAUGGGAUUGGAAUAAUUUAUGUGAAAGAUUCCCGGAUUUAUUAUUCAUCCAUACCUUAAGGGUUCGGUCCACAAAUGGGUCCUAAAUUCGCGUGAUUUUGUUUUUUGCCAAAGAAAAUAAUUUCUUGCUGACAAUUUUCACAAAAAAUUAAAACUAAUUUGUCAACAAGGGACAGACUUGAGAAAUGUUUGUGGAACAUAAGUGUUCCUCAAGCAUUGUUGAAAAAUUAUAUUUUUAUAAUAUUGUUCUCAAGCUGUAUUGUAUUUUUGGUAUGUUGGGUAUUCGAAUGGUACUACUACUAGUUGUAAUCUAAAAAAUAUGAAUAAAACUUAAAACAUGGAAGAACUGUUUCCCAUAAAUAUAAA
This is a messenger RNA of Musca domestica (house fly), 2031 nucleotides long. RefSeq names its product nicotinamide riboside kinase 1. NCBI's taxonomy places the organism in Eukaryota, Metazoa, Arthropoda, Insecta, Diptera, Muscidae. Gene Ontology annotation, cellular component: cytoplasm. The transcript has a single exon. The coding region runs from base 1 to 1017 and encodes 338 amino acids. The record is from RefSeq and is a predicted model, not a curated record.